Messenger RNA from Letharia columbiana, 915 nucleotides. RefSeq lists its product as uncharacterized. The transcript has 2 exons. The record is from RefSeq and is a predicted model, not a curated record. Lineage: Eukaryota; Fungi; Ascomycota; Lecanoromycetes; Lecanorales; Parmeliaceae. The coding region runs from base 1 to 915 and encodes 304 amino acids.
AUGCUCACUCAACAUCAUCUGACAGCGGUAGCCGCCAUCAUAUCCUUCGCCCAUUUCAUCAACGCUAUUCCCACAACAUAUCCGCCGUCCCCGUACGCCCAAUCUGUCCUCUACUCCUGGAGUACUGAACCCGUUUGCACCACCACCGCUAGCGAAACCGACUGUACAACAGCUUACGCCGCUCUCUGUGCCCGCGCAGAACUUGGUGUAAGCGACAACACGACCGUGGGAGACUGUACGGCCUUCUACUGGUACGACGCUGGGAACACAAUUCCAACAGCCGCUGAAUGCACCGCUGCGUACACACAGAUCCUCGCGGUAUCGAUUGGAGGAGCGUUAGGGUACAAUGUCGAAAAGUCAAGGACUAAUGAUCCUCUUUACGCGAUAUAUCCGAAAGACGGAAAUGCAAAUUGCUUCAAGGCGGCAGGGGAUACCUCGCCAGUACUGGCAGUGGAUGCGUUACCUAAUGGAGGAGGAACUCUCACGACAUGUCCCGUGAGCACGAGUCGACGACGGCGGGCUAUAGAGGUGCUUGAGGGCCGGGACGAAAAUCAGAACGACGGUGUGAUUGAGUGUGCCAUUGAGGACGGGGUGUGGAAUGUUGUCUGCACGGGCGUUUGUCUCGCGGCGGUUACGUCUACGUCUUGGAUCACUGGACCAUUCGUUGCUGCCGGGUGGCUAGCUUGUUUGGGGGGGUGCGGUGCUACAGCGGCGAAGGUAUUCAACAACUGCGAGAAGGCGAAGGGAAAUACAGACCCAGAUGAACUUCUUCCACUGAACCCCUUUGGGAAGCGACAAGAAGCGACCGAGUCUUCCAAUCCAUGUGUCAACAUCAAGAAUUGGUCGUACCAAUGCCCGACUCAAGAGACGGAACUCUUGAGUGUAUUUUCUUGCCAAGGUACUAUCAACACGUAA